AUGUUAUUACUACAAAAGUUUCACUUUAAUGAUAAUAAUAUCAUAAAUAACCCAAUAACAAAAAUACGACCAGUAGUCGACAAACUGAAGAUAUUCUUUUCGCAAUCAUUUAUACCGUAUGAAAAUCUAUGCAUUGACGAAAUCCUCUUACUAUACAAAGGCAGAUGUUACUUUAAACAGUUUAUACCUUCUAAGAGAAGUAGGUUUGGCAUCAAGACAUUUGUCCUUUGGAACUGUAAAAUUAAUUACAUAUUGGACUUUGUAAUUCAUUCCGACAAAACAGAGAUUAAUCAAAGUAUUGCAGCCAUUGGAAUUUCUGGAAACGUUGUAAUGACGCUUCUUCCACCUUAUCUUGUAAAGGGUCAUGCACUAAUUACAGAUAAUUGGUAUACAAGCCCACGUUUAUAUAUUUUACUACCUGAACACACAUCUAAUGCAUUUGGGACUGUUCGUAAAAAUAGAAAAGAAAUGCCUUGUAUGGAAGAAAACCUGAAGAUGGGAGAAAUUUGCUACUGGUCCGGUAACAAUUUAUUGGCAAUGAAAUGGCGUGACAAAAAGGACGCCUGUCUGUUGUCUUCUGUACACACAGUUAGGUUGAUUGAAAUUGAGAGAAGAGAUUAUCGUACAGGAUUAAAUAAGAAAAAACCAUAG
Messenger RNA from Habropoda laboriosa, 651 nucleotides. RefSeq names its product piggyBac transposable element-derived protein 4-like. NCBI's taxonomy places the organism in Eukaryota, Metazoa, Arthropoda, Insecta, Hymenoptera, Apidae. The record is from RefSeq and is a predicted model, not a curated record.